Messenger RNA from Fraxinus pennsylvanica, 3144 nucleotides. The record is from the annotation of a GenBank genome assembly. Lineage: Eukaryota; Viridiplantae; Streptophyta; Magnoliopsida; Lamiales; Oleaceae.
AUGCUUGACAAUGUGGAUCCUUUGCAUUGUAUUCUAAAAUUUGCUCAGAAAUGUUACUCCAUUUUUGUUGGUGUACUUGAGAUUUUGAGACAUUUCUCACAGAUCGGUUCUACAUAUGUCAACUCUUCUGAAUUGAUAGUUGAAUCAGAAGAUUCUCCUUUAGCUGUAAUGGCGUCAGUGAAUCCUAUAGAUAUCAGUUCAUCAGAUAGUGACUCAGAUUUACGAGAAAUAGACAAUUAUAGGGAUGAGUCUCCUGUUAGGGAUACUGCUGCUUCUGCCAGUUCUAGGGUCCUUCCACCGUGGUCAUCUUCUACUUCUGAUUUGACAGGCUACAAUGAUCGUUCUCGAAAGGCUCCAUCUGCGAAGAUCUAUGAUGAAAUUUCGUUUAAACCCCACAAGCAUCUAAGUAGUGCUGAAACUAUUGGAACUUCUAGUUCAAACAUGGUUCGAGAUCCAAAUAAUAGAGGUAGUUUUGGUAUAAAUUCUGCAGUACCUUCUUCUCUACAGGCUUUGAAGAGGGCCCUUCCUGCAACCUUUCAGCCUUCUUCAUCUAGUGCGAGAUCAAACAAUUUAGUGGAGAAUGCCAUUACUGAUACUUAUGCAAAACAUAACCAGCCUGCAUGGUCAAAAUUUUCUAAUGGCAAGAAUACAGACAAUUUUACUGGUGUAAAUCUUAGUGAAUCACCACUCUAUGAAAACAGAGGCAUUAGACAAUUACCCCCAUCUCUGUUUCUUGGAAAAUCUCCGUCGGCCAAUCCGUAUGGUGGUUCAAAUGAUUCUCUGCAUCAUCCCGUGGUUGGUGAAGAAAAGAACACAGAUGCUGACGAAAGAUUGAUUUUCCAAGCAGCUUUGCAGGACCUUCAUCAGCCCAAAACCGAAGUUAAUGUACCUGAUGGUAUCUUGACAGUUUCUCUUCUCAGGCACCAGAAAAUUGCUUUGGCAUGGAUGCUCCAGAAGGAAUCAAGCACUAAUUGUUUGGGUGGGAUUCUAGCUGAUGAUCAGGGCCUUGGUAAGACUGUGUCAAUGAUUGCCCUCAUACAGAAGCAGAGGCUUGCAGAAGCAAAAUCUAAACCUGAAGAUUCUUGUAAUGCCAGAACCGAACCCUUGAAUUUGGACGACGACGAUGAAAUUAGUGUUGUUAAGCUUGAUGAAGAAAAUCGGACGAAAGAAUCUGAUGAUUUUACAGUCCUUCCAAAAGCAAGUUGUUCGAUGGGCGAAUUCCGUGGUAGGAGGCCUGCAGCAGGUACACUUGUUGUCUGUCCAGCCAGUGUUCUUCGACAGUGGGCUCGAGAGCUGGAUGAGAAAGUUACUUCUGAAGCUAGACUUGCUGUUUUAGUCUAUCAUGGAGGAAGUAGGACUAAAGAUCCUGCUGCAUUGGCAGGUUAUGAUGUGGUUGUAACAACAUAUUCCAUUGUUACGAAUGAAGUUCCAAAACGACCUUUGGUUGAAGAGGAUGAUGAUGAACAAAGAGAUUUAGCAAGAUAUGGAUUAUCUUCUGAAUUUCCGAUGAACAAGAAACCGAAAAAGUCAUCAGUAAAGAAGAGCCUCAAGAAGGGUGGAAAAGAAAUUGACAUGUCUUCUUUUGAUUCUGAUUGUGGUACACUUGCCAGGGUGAAAUGGUCUAGAGUGAUUUUGGAUGAAGCUCAAACAAUAAAGAACCACAGAACGCUGGUGGCUAGAGCCUGCUGCAGCCUUAGAGCAAAACGAAGGUGGUGCUUGUCUGGAACACCUAUACAAAAUUCUAUAGAUGAAGUCUUCAGCUAUUUCAGAUUCCUGAGAUAUCAGCCAUACGAUAAAUUGAAAACAUUUGGUACUUCCAUCAAGUUCCCAAUCUCUAGGAAUGCAGUUCAUGGUUACAAGAAGCUUCAAGUCAUCUUAAGACAGAUCAUGUUGCGUCGAACAAAAGGUACAUUGAUUGAUGGUGUGCCUAUAAUCACUUUACCCCCCAAAACAACACAUUUGACGCGGGUGGAAUUCUCCACGGAAGAACGAGCUUUUUAUAACAGACUUGAAGCACAAUCACGCUCACAAUUUAAGGCUUAUGCGGCUGCUGGUACUGUGAAUCAAAAUUAUGCUAAUAUUCUAUUGCUGCUCCUCCGUCUUCGCCAAGCUUGUGAUCACCCUCUACUUGUCAAAGGACUCAGCUCCGACCCUGUUGGAAAAGAGUCCACUGACAUGGCGAAGAGGCUCCCCAAGGAACUGCUAGUGAAUUUACUAAAGCUUUUGGAAGCUUCCCUGGCAAUAUGUCUUGUAUGCAAAGAUCCUCCUGAAAAUGCUGUUGUCACCAUGUGCGGACAUGUUUUCUGCUAUCAGUGUGUCAACGAGUUUUUGACAGGGGAAGACAGUACAUGCCCAGCCCCUGAAUGUAAAGAACAACUUGGAGCUGAUGUUGUAUAUUCAAAACCUACCUUGUGGAGAUGUAUCUCUAGUGAUACUGACAAUGAUGUCCCUUUCUCAUCAGAAUUUGAUGAGAAUUCUAUGGUUCUCCACAAGGAUUACCUCUCCUCUAAAAUCAGAGCGGUUUUAGAGAUUCUCAGGUCACAUUGCAAACCCAAGACCAGCAGCAGUGCUUCAUCUUCAGGUAUAAGUUACCUAGAUUCAGAUACCGACGGACCUGAAAAAGCUAUUGUUUUCUCCCAGUGGACUGGCAUGUUGAACUUAGUUGAGGAGUCCCUGAAGGAUUCUUGUAUAAGUUACCGGAGGCUUGAUGGUACAAUGACUCUACUUGCAAGAGACAGGGCUGUCAAAGAUUUCAAUACCAUACCCGAAGUGUCGGUUAUGUUGAUGUCGCUAAAAGCUGGAAAUCUUGGUCUAAACAUGGUUGCUGCUUGUCGCGUAAUCCUUUUGGAUCUUUGGUGGAAUCCUACAACUGAAGAUCAGGCUGUUGAUCGAGCCCACAGAAUAGGACAGACGCGUGAAGUUACUGUAUCACGGUUAACCAUUAAGGACACAGUGGAAGAUCGAAUUUUAUCUCUUCAGGAUGACAAGAGAAAAAUGAUUGCAUCGGCUUUUGGCGAUGAUCAAAGUGGUGGCACCGCAACUCGUCUGACAGUGGAAGAUCUCACAUUUUUGUUUCAGGUAUCUGAUCAGUCAAGACGGAACAAGGAUACAUCUUCAGAGCACUUUCAACGUGGCUCAUUAUAA